AGCCCUUCCCGGGCCGCCGGAAGCCGCCUCAGCGGGGAGGCCGCGGGCAGCGGGGCUGGCCGGGCCCGGGCCGCGCCUGCUUCUCUGCCGGGCGUAAAGCUUCUCCUCUUUCAUCCUGAGGCUUUCGGUGCGGGGAGCCGCGCCCUCCCUGGGGCAGCAAGGCCCUGACCUGGGGAGUUGACUCCGCCGGGCCUCGAUAGAGCAAAUAUGUUUCCACUUAUACAACGAUGCUGCUUCCGUACACCUUUCAAACUCCAGAAGUUAACUGGUCCCAGGCUACUACUGCAUGGAAGGAAUAAGACAACUUCCUCUACUCUCAGCUUCCAUCUGCAGAGAGGUGUGUGUCUUCUCUCAAGAUCUUCAAGCCUAAGCCCAGCAUCAGUAUAUGCAACCAAGCUCCAGGCUUUUCACACCUCUCUCCCAUUCUUCAAGAAGAAAACCCCCAAAGAAUCUGAGACCAAGGUCUCGGGUGUAAUUAAAAGAAGCAUGGAAUCACUGAAGGAGUCUCCAAAGCCAGCCCUUUAUAUAAGCUUGGCAGGGCUAAUUCCAUUUGUUUCUGUGCCACUGGCAAUGGCCAUCCAAGGCACCUACUACCCAGAGCUGGCGUUUGCUCAGGUUAUAUAUGGUGCUGUAACAGUCUCUUUUCUAGGAGGAAUGAGGUGGGGGUUUGCUCUCCCAGACAACAGCCCAGCCAAGCCAGACUGGUUGAACCUGGCUAACAGUACAGUUCCUCCUCUACUUGCCUGGCAAGCCUUGCUUUUUAAAGAUAUAACUUCUGGUGCAAUAAUGCUAGUAAUAGCCUUAGGGAUAGCAGUACAUUAUGACAUUUCCCUUCUUCCUUCUUAUCCUAGGUGGUUUACUGUACUGAGGGUAGUGGGAACAGUGGUGAUGGUGUUAUCACUACUAGCUACUGCAGCACUGAAGACUUUCUUAGGUAAGCAGCUCAGUGACAGCAGAAAUAAACAGCUGAGCACAAAAUACUAAAUCAAGAGGAGAAAGAUGUUUAUCUGCUGAUAAGGUGUUUGUAUGGAGUUUCAGAGGAAUUAAGGACAUAUUUGUGCUUAGAAGUCAUAAGAUGGCAGUGAUCAAGAUGAUAAUUCUCAAAGUAAACAAUGCAGCAAGUUUAAUAGGGAUUGAAUGUAAAUGCCAAUGGCUUCCAAGGGAGGCAUGAGUCUGUUUUUAUCCACAGCAGGUGUCCCUCUUGAAUGAGAUGUUACUACUGUGUGAAUUUAAAAUGGAGAUUCAGCUGACAAGGGUAUGAAUUGCUGUAUGCUGAUUAAAGUAUCUGGUGUAACUAUAA
Messenger RNA from Apus apus (common swift), 1300 nucleotides. It is a transcript of the gene TMEM69, whose product is annotated as transmembrane protein 69. NCBI's taxonomy places the organism in Eukaryota, Metazoa, Chordata, Aves, Apodiformes, Apodidae. Bases 208 to 984 code for a protein of 258 amino acids. The record is from RefSeq and is a predicted model, not a curated record. The transcript is spliced from 3 exons.